AUCGGAGAGGCGGGCGGACUGAGUGGAUGCUGCCGCUGCCCACAGGACGCGUUCAGGUUCCGUCCAUAGCAACAGGACCGGGGCGGGCUGGGAUCGGGGUACAUCUCCCGGAGGAAGUUUACCUGGGGGGCUCGGGAUGACUGAUGACCGCUGGACCAAAGGACAUUCCCCACUCAUGGCAGUGAUGGAGAACGAGACGUGGCCCCACCCUGCAUACCUGCCCCAUUAUCUCCUGCAUGGCGACCCUUUCGCCUCAAAACUGUCCAGAGAGGCGGAUAUCAUUGCAGCCUCUUACAUCUGUUUGAUAGGGAUUUUGUCUGCAACAGGGAAUGGCUAUGUCAUUUAUAUGACCAUCAAACGCAAGAUCAAGCUGAAGGCUCCAGAGCUCAUGACUGUUAAUCUAGCCAUCUUCGACUUUGGCAUAUCAGUGACAGGAAAGCCCUUUUUCGUUGUGUCUAGUUUCUCCCACCGCUGGUUGUUUGGCUGGGAAGGUUGUCGCUACUAUGGCUGGGCCGGUUUCUUCUUUGGUUGUGGGAGCCUCAUCACGAUGACCGUGGUCAGUCUGGACCGGUACUUCAAGAUCUGCCAUCUUAGAUACGGCACAUGGCUAAAACGCCAACAUGUCUUCCUGUGCCUGGUCUUUGUCUGGGUGUAUGCAGCUUUCUGGGCCACCAUGCCUCUGAUUGGUUGGGGAAACUACGCCCCGGAGCCCUUCGGGACCUCCUGCACAUUGGACUGGUGGCUGGCACAGGCCUCUGUGUCCGGCCAAAGCUUCGUCAUGUCCAUCCUGUUCUUCUGUCUCAUCCUUCCCACAGGCAUCAUCGUCUUCUCCUACGUCAUGAUUAUCUUCAAAGUCAAGGCCUCUGCAAAGGAGAUUUCCCACUUUGACGCCCGCAUCAGAAACAGCCACACCCUUGAGAUAAAACUCACAAAGGUGGCAAUGCUGAUCUGUGCAGGCUUCUUGAUAGCCUGGAUCCCUUAUGCAGUGGUGUCAGUGGUGUCAGCGUUUGGCGAGCCGGACUCGGUGCCCAUCCCUGUGUCUGUCAUUCCCACGCUGCUGGCCAAGUCUUCAGCCAUGUACAACCCCAUCAUCUACCAGGUCGUGGACAUGAGACGGUACUGCAGGACAUCCUCCUGUUUUAAAGUCCUGAAGAAACGCAGGGAUUUUAGAACGUCAAGGUUCCACACCAUCGCGGGCUCGUUAAAGGACAAUCCGCCAGCUAAUGAAGCUGAAAUCGAGAUGUGAAACAUACACUUUAAACUCUGUGUCUACCUCUUCUACUUUGGACAGUAGGCCUUGUUUCCUGCUCUCUGUGCCCUACACUGACCCAAUCAAAUGCUGCCUGUCACCUGUUAUGAUAUUAUCUACAGCUCACCUUAUUGCCGAUGGCUCCUGAGUUCCGGCUUGCUGUUACACCCACGCCUCCCCUUUCUCUGACACACAGCUUUCCCACAAGCUUUUGCUUAUUGUGUGGAUACAGAUACAUCAUGCAAGUGACUUGUUGUUUGACCUUCUCCACCUAGUUUUUAAGUGUUACAGACACGCUGUCUUUUAGGGGUGUUACGGUUCAUAAAACCCAUGGUUCGGUUUGUUUCACGGUUUUAGGGUCAUGGUGUUCGGUUCUGUACGGUUCUUGAAGUUAUUACUUCUUUUAAUCUUUAACACUCCACACAUAUACUUCAGCAUAUGAUAUGCUGUAUAAGAAUGUUCCCACAUGCAACACUGGCGCCUCCUCCAACUCCGGGCAGCCUUCCUUAUGUGGAGCAGUCGGCUCGGCUCGCCGGCUCUCAGAAUCUGACAAAAAUCUUUUAAACUGACCUUUUGAUCAAAAAACAGACAGAUUCAGCAACUGUCUGGCCUAUUUCUCCUUGAAAUGUUUUUUCACAAACACAAUUUGGUGAACUAUUUUCGUAAAAUACGUGAUCGUAUUCAGAACAAGAUGCCAUUAGAGUCUGUUUUGAAAUCCGGGAGCAGCCAGACCCAUGUGACGCGUUCGUCCAAUCAGCUGCCACGUGCUCAUUCUGCUCGUCAUUUCCAGGAAGUGUUUUAACAUAGGUGUCAAAAGUGGGCACUACCAACGUGGUUAGCACAUUAGCUGUGUUCUGACGAGCGGGUGGGACGUUUUCCUGAACCGUACCACCCCCGCUGUCUUUCAACGCUCCGGUCACGGUGGUGUUGUUCUCAUACUACGGCUCGACGGAGGUUUGAAAACAUUUUGUGAAUCCAAAUCUUACAGAAGCGUAAAAAUUCCUAUAAAAAUGUAAAUAUAUUUUCAAACAUUUCUAAAACUGAACUGCAAAUUUAAAGGUGCCCUGCUAUGCGUAUUGUUACUUAAUGUCAUAAGUUCUACCAUGGACUCUGCAUCAUUUUUGUGUGGAAAAAGUGCCUUGGUUACCGUGGUUACCUUGUUUUAAGCCAUUCUAGCAUGGUAGAGAAAGCCUGCAGGAAGACUCAGCUCCAUUUGUGCCAGUUCUCAUUAAUAUUCAACCAGCUAAGCUGCUUGACUCUGAUUGGCUAACAGCUAGCCAAUGAGAGCUUUGCUAUCAUGGAUAGUAAUGAGCUCAGGCAACAUGACAUCAGACUGACCAGCUGUUGUAAUUGGUCUGAUUUCUCCUCUUAUUUCUUUUCAGUGACUAGAGCUGACAGAGGAGGUAGCAGUUCAUCUUCACAUUCCCACAUAACACACCACACACACACACACGCACACACACAACAAACACCACACACACACACACACACACACACACACACACACACACACACACACACACACACACACACACACAUGGGCCUGACACAUUUUAAAAACAACCUGAUCCUACAGAAUUCUGUGAAAUGAAUACGGCCCCUAACUCAUAAUCGGUGGCAGUUUCACGGAAUCGCAAACAAUUGUGAAUAACUGUGAUUCUGUGAAGACUUCUUUGAAAUAAAUAUGACCCCUUGAGUUAAGGAAAAGGUCAUGGCUGGGCUUACGGUUACUAGGUUUAAUAUUUUUCCCCAAAAUUAGAUUUCCUUUGUCCCGUCAUAACCUUUUCCGGGAAUCGGGAAAUAGUCUUGAUCAGAUUUCCCGAUUAACAGUUGGUGAUCAUUUCAGGGAAUUCUGUGAGACCAGGCUGUUGGUGGGAUGCGUGUGGCCGGGCACCUUUAAGCAGAAACAUGUACCGGACUUGAGCCAUGUCAAAAACAGAUUGAGGUGUAACCGUCAAGCUCAAAGUUGUAUUUUUACUAGUUUGUACAGGCUGUUGUAUUUUGUACCCCCUACACCUGUGACUGUACAGAUGUGGCUUCUAUACAGUUAAAUAUUUAAAAAAGCACUAAAUCACACCAGCUUAUGUUUUCAUCCGCUGUAAAAGUGCACAUGAAAAGAGGUUAUGUGGCUUUAUUCAGUGAAACUGUGCACUUUACUUGCAAAGCCAUUCCUCAUUGAUAACAGUUUGGUGUUACACACACACACACACACACACACACACACACACACACACACACACACACACACACACACACCACCACACACACAGCAUUGCUGAAGAGACCAGGAUAAAUAAUAUUCGCCCAAAGAAGCAACUCCAGAAGUUGUUUCUUUGAAUGAAUGAAAUGUCAUUCUUUAACUAACCGACUACCAAACCUACAGUUGUGGCCAUGGUUACAAAUGGUUGAUUCAGGGACAAUUUUUAAAUAUAUAUUUAAAUAUAUAUUGUUUGUUGUUUGUCCAUACCCAGAAAGAACUGCAUGUUUUCUAUAGUUUGACAUUUUGGUAAAUAUUCCUAUUGGGUUUUUGCCUAGAGUUACAGUAAAAUUAUAAUUAACAGUAUAAUUUACAGAUAGAGCAGGUCUAGACCACUCUAUAAUUUACAGAUAGAGCAGGUCUAGACCACUCUAUAAUCUACAGAUAGAGCAGGUCUAGACCACUCUAUAAUUUACAGAUAGAGCAGGUCUAGACCACUCUAUAAUUUACAGAUAGAGCAGGUGUAGCCCACACUCCAUAAUUUAGAUAGAGUAGGUCUAGACCGCUCUCUAUAACUUCAACAAUUUAAGUAUCUCCCACAAGAGCAAGCAUUUAGUACGACAGUGGUGAGGAAAAACUCCCUACACACAUGCAAAAAAACAUGCAAAGGAACAGGAAAUGAGGAAGGGGGCAAACACUUUUCACACCAAUGUAGGUGUCACCCAACCCAAGGAAAACUGCUGGGCAAAAAGUACUCUGGGAAAUAACUCCCCAGACCUAAGUAACAAGCGUUAAUGGGACAUGGAUGAACAAUGAUGGUAAGGGAGAGGACAGAGGAGCUCAGUGUGUCAAAGGAAGUCCCCCGGCAAUCUAAACCUUUAACAGCAUAACUUGCUGGUCCGAGGCAAACUUAAGCCAGCUCUAUCAGGGUUAGAGGAGAAGAUUGAUACCACUUGUGUCUGUGUGUUAUGUAUGAAGCUAGAGAAUCAGAAAAAACAAACAAAUAUUGGGGUGUGAUAUUACGCUUGAGAUACUUCAGCCUGAAAAGCUCAUAUGUCAAGUGAAGACAUAAGGGCCAUGAAAAUUUCUUCAUCAAGUUUUAUGAUUCAAGUAUCUUCAGACAAUAUUAGAUUUGGUCAUUCAACCACUGUAGAGCCUCUGAACUCAGCAAGUUUAUCAAGAGUCCAACACUCAAAUCAGCUGCUCAACAUUCAAACGUCGAUAUUGGACGGUUCUGUAUGCGUCCGUCUUGCAUUUGUAAAUUUGCGACAUUGAACCUCUUUUUCAUCCAUGUGUCAGCACUCCCCACCGUGCACACUCCUAAGGGACUGCGAUCAGAGUAAGUCCCUUUAGUGCCACUUAUCCGCCAAGUCUAAAUUCAUCAAUUAGGCAUACACACUAUGUCUUCAAAGUCAGUCAUGAGGUUUGUGAUUGUGCAAGUUGUAAAACUACAGUCCACAAAUACAGAUGUUCAUCCCAUUUUGGGUAUUCCCAAAUUCAUUAAAGAUUUGUUUGGCUGGUAUUGCUUUGAUUUUUAAAAUACUGCCACCGCAUACAUCCAUCAUACUCUUCUAUUAUCAAUUAAUAAUAAUUAUUUUGUAUUUUUGAUUUAUGACUAGAACAAAUUGACACAGUUUCUUCAGGUUUCCAGCUUUCAGAUGAUGUACACCACUGUCAUGUGGCAUAUAUUGUUGACUUUUCUGCUCCUGAACACCCCCUGUCCCUAUCCCCCACCCCUUCUAAAAAGGGGGUAGAUUGCUACGAGGUUAAUAUACUGUCAACAGGAAAGACUAUGCUGACUGCUGCUAGACUGUCAAUCAGUUCGUCUUCAAAUUUGGCACACUUGGCACCCCAUACAGCUAAGGGUCAGUACAUCAUCAGAUGGAUAAUCUAAAUUGAAUGCCACAAUAUAAAGAGUAAUUACACCAAUUGGUCAAUUGCAGUUAUAGAAAACACAGUAUGUUCUGUCUAUUCAGGAUGAUUGUAUGUAUUUUAUAUGAAGUAUGACUGUCAGGAGAAUAUUACGUCCACUCAGACAAUCUGACGCAAUCCAAUGAAAUAGAGAUGAUGGUAAAAAUGGUGGUUUGCAUUGUAUUGAGUUUACAUAAUGUUAUAGAAAAGCAGCAUUUAACAUUAUAUUAUCUUACAAAAUUUAAUUUAACAUUAACAUUUCAAUUUGACUGUCUGCAUUCUCCCAAUAUCACUAGUCUACUUCCCAGUAGACCCUCAUGACUUGCUGCUUGCAUCUAAAUGCUUUGUCAAUAAUUAGCGAUGUGCUAAUUGAUAUAAUAUUUUUGUAAGAGUAUUGUUUUGAUCCUUGUUUCCUAUUUUGGAGACUCAAAUGGGAAUUGGGUCUGUAUGACGUUGAUGUCAGUGUAGAAGCUAAAAGGAAGCACGCUGUACCUUGAAUGUGAACUAAUACCACUAAUAUUUAUGCAUAUAGAAAGUAUUAUAACACAGGUUGGGGUGUGUUUGCUCUCAGUUCAUAAGUCAAGUUCCAUUAUUAAUCAUAAGCAUAAAUUCAAACCUUAAGGUUUCAGAGAAUAGCGGCUGGGCCUUUUGUUUGAUGAUGAUGAUGAUGAUGAUGAUGAUGAUGAUGAUGUCCUUGUUUGGCAUCAAACUGAAUCUCAGGUAUUGGUUGUUAGUUGUUCUGGUCUGUGUGUAGUCUGUUGGCCAAUGAGGGUGUAUGGCGUUAUAUUUGUGACAAAAAUUGUUGCACAUGAAUGCUCUUUUCAGCAUUUAUAAUGUAAAUGACUGCUGUUUUCCAUCUUUCCAUAUGCUGUAUGAAUAUCCAUUAUUUUGUCUUUGUACAUCAUACUUCUUUUUGAUGUUGUCCAUCACUACACAUUCCCAAAAUACAUGAACACACUGACGUAAGUAAAUACAAUGGGCUGCUGGAUUUGUUGUUUUAUAUUUUAUAAUUAUAUAAUUUUUAGCUCUUUUAAGUUGUUUGUACAUUGCUAUCACCUGAAAGUGUUUGCGUUCACUUGAGUCAAGUAUAAAGAUAACAAAACAGCAUUAUGUGCUUUGACAAAUAAUAAAAGAACACACAUUAAGAUAACUUUUGCCACUAAUGGCUCCCUAAACUUUGUCUACCUGUGAGUAUGUGUGUGUCUGUCUCACCUUUACAUUAAAUUGUGGAAAGUUUUUUUUGUAGUGGAAAUAAAUAUAUGCCAAUGCCAACUGGA
Etheostoma spectabile (orangethroat darter) is the source of this 6634-nucleotide messenger RNA. RefSeq names its product opsin 5 (gene opn5). The coding region runs from base 137 to 1246 and encodes 369 amino acids. Gene Ontology annotation, molecular function: G protein-coupled receptor activity. NCBI's taxonomy places the organism in Eukaryota, Metazoa, Chordata, Actinopteri, Perciformes, Percidae. The record is from RefSeq and is a predicted model, not a curated record. The transcript has 7 exons. Gene Ontology annotation, cellular component: membrane. Gene Ontology annotation, biological process: G protein-coupled receptor signaling pathway; visual perception.